AUGGAAGGAAGAAAAAAGGAAGAUCUAUCUAUCUAUCUAUCUAUCUAUCUAUCUAUCUAUCUAUCUAUCUAUCUAUCUAUCUUCACAACCAAACAUAAUGUAUUCAUAAACGUUUUCUAUUUGUUCUAUCUAUCUAUCUAUCUAUCUAUCUAUCUAUCUAUCUAUCUUAGUCUGUUCAUAUCUAUCUAUCUAUCUAUCUAUCUAAAUCUGUUCCUUAUGUAUCGAAAUCUUUUUCAUAUCUAUUUAUCUAUCUCUCUCUUUUUCUUUCUUCGAUAUUUAAUUCUUUCUCUUUAUAUUAGUCUCUCUUUUUCUUUCUUUGUUUUUUUUAUUCUUUCUCUUUAUUUUAUCUCUCUUUUUCUUUCUUCGGUUUUUUUAUUCUUUCUCUUUAUAUUAGUCUCUCUUUUUCUUUCUUCGGUUUUUUUAUUCUUUCUCUUUAUAUUAUCUCUCUUUUUCUUUCUUCGAUAUUUAAUUCUUUCUCUUUAUAUUAGUCUCUCUUUUUCUUUCUUUGUUUUUUUAUUCUUUCUCUUUAUUUUAGUCUCUUUUUUACUUUCUUCGUUUUUUUUUUUAUUCUUUCUCUUUAUAUUAGUCUCUCUUUUUCUUUCUUCGGUUUUUUUUAUUCUUUCUCUUUAUAUUAGUCUCUCUUUUUCUUUCUUCGGUUUUUUUAUUCUUUCUCUUUAUAUUAGUCUCUCUUUUUCUUCUCUCUUUUUCUUUCUUCGUUUUUUUUUUAUUCUUUCUCUUUAUUUAAGUCUCUCUUUUUCUUUCUUUGUUUUUUUUAUUCUUUCUCUUUAUUUUAUCUCUCUUUUUCUUUCUUCGUUUUUUUUUAUACUUUCUCUUUAUUUUAGACUCUCUUUUUCUUUCUGCGUUUUUUUUAUUCCUUCACUUUAUUUAAGUCUCUCUUUUUCUGUCUUCGGUUUUUUUAUUCUUUCUCUUUAUUUAAGUCUCUCUUUUUCUUUCUGCGGUCUCUCUUUUUCUUUCUUCGUUUUUUUAAUUCUUUCUCUUUAUUUUAGUCUCUCUUUUUCUUUCUUCGGUUUUAUAUUUCUUCACGUUAUUUUAGUCUCUCUUUUUCUUUCAUUUCUCUGCUUUUUUUCUACGUUUUUUUUUAUUCUUUUUCUUUAUUUUAAACUCUCUUUUUCUUUCUUCGGUUUUUCAUUCCUUGACUUUACUUUAGUCUCUCUUUUUCUUUCUUUAGUUUUUUUAAUUCUUUCUCUUUAUUUAAGUCUCCCUUUUUCUUUCUUCGUUUUUUUUUAUUCUUUCUCUUUAUUUUAUCUCUCUUUUUCUUCGAUUUUUUUAUUCUUUCUCUUUAUUUUAGUCUCUCUUUUUCUUUCUUCGUUUUUUUAUUCUUUCUUUUUAUUUUAUCUCACUUUUUCUUUCUUUGUUUUUUUUUUUAUUCUUUUAGUUUAUUUUCAUUUCCUAUUCUUUCUUCUUUUUUAUCCCAUCUCUUUAUUUUCAUCUGUUUUCCUUCACUUACUUUUUAUUCCUACUCUUUUUUUGUCUUUCAUUUUGUUUCGUCUCGGUAUUUAUUCUCUUUUUUAUUUCUCCCAUUUAUUUGCGUUUCUUUUCUUUUCUUUCUUUUUUUAUUCCUUCCAUUUAUUUUCGUCUAUUUUUUUUUUCUUUCUUUUUUUAUUCCUUCCCUUUAUUUUCGUCUAUUUUUCUUUUCUUUCUUUUUUAUUCCUUUCCCUUAUUUUCGUCUAUUUUUCUUUUCUUUCUUUUUUAUUCCUCUCCCUAUUUUCCUGUGUUUUUCUUUCUUUUGUUUUUUUAUUUCUUUCCUUUAUUUUUUGUUUGCCUUCUCCACAUUUAUACUUUUUUUAA
Acanthosepion pharaonis is the source of this 1809-nucleotide messenger RNA. The record is from the annotation of a GenBank genome assembly. NCBI's taxonomy places the organism in Eukaryota, Metazoa, Mollusca, Cephalopoda, Sepiida, Sepiidae.